AUGGCAGACGAGCAUCACGAUGUCAUAGAGGGCGCAGACGCAACCAAGCUCAAUGCAGACUUUAAUGCUACUGGGCAUGCAUCCACCAUAAGCGAUUCUAAUCAUGAAGAUGACACAGCGAUCGAUGGUACCCCUGAAGUAUUGGCGCCAGAAAUGAAUGCAGAUACAUUAAAUGAAGAUGUAAGUGCCUCGAGUGAACAAGGAGACGGUGAAAAUACUCGAGCAGACACAGGUUUGUCUAAAAACGGUGAAGAGAGCGAGCGUCUUCGUGAAAAUACCCAGCAGACUGAUAGUCCUGAUGAUUUGCAACCUCAACCUGGCAGAUCCAAAGAAAAAAAGUCUUCACUCGCCAAAAAAUACGUCUCCUUCAGCAGUGGCGCACUCAUCAAACGUUUACGAAAGCCUGGUCCAGUGAUUCAUCAUGUUAUUGAGAAGAAAGUCCGGAGAAGUUAUGGUUCUGGGAAAAAGAGAUAUCAUCCAAAAAAUCCUGCCGAGGUACUCGAACUUUUACGUUACAUGCCAUUACAAGCAGAUCUUGGGAAGGCUAAUUCUCAGGAAGAAGACAAUCGCAGGUGGGCCGUGGUAGACUCCCAAACAUUGCCUCGCAUGGAAACCAACAAAAAGGAGAUAACAUGCCCAGGACUAUUCAUGCGAUUACACGACGCGUCCAGUAAGUCCAGGUCAGACGAUGAUCAUCAUGGCUUUCUUUCGGCAGCUUCGGCCUUGCCUCUCCGCACCAAAAAGGAACGCCAAGAUUUUCUACGUUUUCAUACCUACUGGAGACACCGAGGUCUUACUCAGGGUAUUUCGGUCACAAGUCACUUGAGUAUGCUUACGUCUGAUCACAUUUUACCGCGCUUUUAUGGCACCCGAAAGAAGACUGAAAUGAUCUGUGCAAACCUGACUCUCAUCAACGGCUAUGCGCAAACUGCGGCUGGAUUUCCAAUCUUACGAGUGACCGAUGAAAUGCGGCAUUACGAAGUGGUUUCCCUCUAUGGCGACCAGGAGAUGUACGGUAUCAGCUUCUUCGAAAAUGAAUACCUUGUUCCAUAUUGUGUCGUUCCUGAUGCCAUCAUUACCACUUACAAAUGGCGAGAUAUCGAAAGUUGGAUGAACCAGAGCAAAUGCAGCUAUCAAGAUUGGUACACGACAUGGGCAGUUCCAGCAUAUCAAGCACAUGAGAAGGCUCGUGUAGAGGCUCUUGUGGCAAACCCAGACAUGUAUGAAGACGUCGAGUCUAUUUUUGUCGACGAUAAGACAAUUGAUGAGCUAGAAGCCUUGUUUUCUGCCCCUAUCAAAAACCCGCGUGCUCCUAGAGGGUCUCGACUACAAUCCGAGGCAGAAAACUUCAAAGCAUCUGAUUCUGAUGAGAACCUUGAUUCAAAUGGCGUGGAGCGACGUUGGGUUCUUUACGGACAGUCCGGCGAUGCAGCUACUUAA
Molecule: messenger RNA, 1440 nt
Organism: Botrytis sinoallii
Lineage: Eukaryota; Fungi; Ascomycota; Leotiomycetes; Helotiales; Sclerotiniaceae
Exons: 3
Coding region: 1-1440 (479 amino acids)
Source: RefSeq, a predicted model, not a curated record